AUGGGACAGGGAGCCCUGGGAGAGCCGAGCUCGCCGGGCUCUGAAAGUGCGGGAAGAGUUAAAGCAGGGAACUGGCGGGAGAAAUGGGCUGAAAUUCCUGCCAGGUCAGUCAGGUUAGGCACCAAGAACUUCGGGUCGGGAUCCGACCUCAGGGAAGCCCCCCGAAGUCUGAGCCGGAGGCGUCGGGAGAGGGGUGGAACGGAGGCGGACGGACGGACGGCUCCAGCUUCGGCCCCGGGAACAGAGCGGGCCGGUGCCUCCCGCCCGCCGCACCUCCAGGGGCGGACCUGCAUCGGGACCCUCUGCUGUCGUCCCCAGAUCCAGACUCGGAUUGCUAACGAAAAGUACCUAAGGGCCCACAAGGAAGUGGAGUUGCUCCUCAGUGGCUUCUUCAGAGAGAUGUUCCUGAAGAGACCGGACAGCGUCCUAGAGUUUGCUGCAGACUAUUUCACGGAUCCAAGACUUCCCAACAAGAUUCACAUGCAGCUAAUUAAAGACAAGAAAGUGACUUAAUCAGCUGUUGGGAGAGACCAGACGGAACCCAGCCUUGGGGUCAUCUGGAAGCAGGAGAGCCCAGGCUGCCCUGGGGUCUGUCUGCUGCGACAGGCUUUGGGAGAGCCUCAUUAAAACCAGACCUUCCCGCUCUCCUUGCCUUGUCUCACUGAGCAGGAGGAGGGCACCAGCCUGUGUGUCCUCCCGGGUGGCCAGAGGCCCGGGUGGGCGCCGCUCCCAGAUCCAGGACUGGCAGGAGGUGGUGGGGUGCCUGCCCGAGGGCCACGGCCCAUCCGCACCUCAAGUGUCACUUUUAUUCCACAGAUGACUGAUGGGCGGGGAGGUCGCACAACACCGGGAAAGGCCAUCUCAGGGCGACCCGGAGCCGGUGGA
This is a messenger RNA of Fukomys damarensis (Damara mole-rat), 885 nucleotides long. RefSeq names its product regulatory subunit of type II PKA R-subunit domain containing 1 (gene Riiad1). Lineage: Eukaryota; Metazoa; Chordata; Mammalia; Rodentia; Bathyergidae. The record is from RefSeq and is a predicted model, not a curated record. The transcript is spliced from 5 exons. Bases 1 to 513 code for a protein of 170 amino acids.